AUGCCAAAUGAGUUCCCGGAUUUUGUUUUAUGGAGCGGAGACAAUGGACCACAUAUCAAUGGCUUAUCAAAGAACGAGCUUUUAACCGGGCUUCGGUUAAUAAGCGGUCAAUUCCAGCGUGUGUUCCCACUCGAUAAAGUCUACAUCCUCCCUGCCAUUGGGAAUCACGACGUAGUGCCGUCCAAUAGCAUGCGACCAGCACCCUCCGAUUCCAAACGUUUGGCCUGGUGCCACCAGCUAGCCUCGGAUACUAGCUUAUGGGGUCCAUGGAUUCAACCGAGUAAUGGUAAUCAAACGGCUCAUACACCGGCCACUGGACGUUCUUCGAUAUUGGGUGCUCCACCGUUUGCAAAUUUUUCCAAAGGCUGUUUCUAUUCUCAUCUGCUCCACUUGCCUGGAUCCGAUUUGCUCUUGAUCAGUCUCAACGGGCUUGUCUGGUACACUGGCAAUCCACAUGCUGACGACUCAUUGCCGGAUCCACUCGAUCAAUUCAGGUGGCUUGAGCAGUCUUUUCAGUGGGCUCGCGAAGCCGGUAUCAAAGUACUCCUUGUGAGUCACUUUCCUCCGGGUGCCAGUGAGAACGCCCCUACGUACGUCAGACAUCUUCGACCACGAUACAACAAACACCUUGUGCAAUUGCUGCGAAAGUAUUCCGACGUUCUCAUGGCCGGUCUUUUUGCUCAUACGCAUGUGGACUCGUUCCGCGUUCUUUCAGACGAGGGAGCUAAAUGUGCUCGUUCACUUCAUCUUUCUUCUGAGCUCUUUCAUGGGAAUAUUUUGUCAACUGAAGUGUUCCAAGAAUUCCGAUAUGCACGUCUGUCCGUAGCCAAUGUAGUGCUCAUUAGACGUUUGACCUGA
Molecule: messenger RNA, 858 nt
Organism: Dicrocoelium dendriticum
Lineage: Eukaryota; Metazoa; Platyhelminthes; Trematoda; Plagiorchiida; Dicrocoeliidae
Source: the annotation of a GenBank genome assembly